AUGUGCUAUAUUAAUGAAUGGCCAAAAAGGUUUCUGAAAACAUUUAUUCAACAGUACAGUGAUUAUCAGGUUAACCUACUAAUUGACAAUGAAGCAGAGAAGGAUUACCUUUACGAUGUGCUGCGGAUGUACCACCAAUCUAUGAAUCUCCCAGUGCUUGUGGGAGACCUAAAACUCGUGAUUAAUGAACCAAGCAGAUUGCCUCUAUUUGAUGCUAUCCGCCCACUUAUCCCGUUAAAACACCAGGUGGAAUAUGAUCAGCUUACACCCAAAAGAUCACGAAAGCUGAAAGAGGUGAGAUUGGAUCGUUUGCAGCCUGAAGGACUUGGAAUAAGUGUGAGAGGUGGAGUGGAAUUUAGCUGUGGCCUCUUCAUCUCCCAGUUAGUUAAAGGAGGACAGGCAGACAAUGUCGGACUUCAGGUUGGAGAUGAGAUAGUUCGUAUAAAUGGAUAUUCCAUUUCGUCGUGCACACAUGAGGAAGUCAUAAACCUCAUUCGUACAAAGAAAAUAGUGUCCAUAAAAGUAAGACAUAUUGGCAUGAUACCCGUCAAAAGUUCAGCAGAUGAACCCCUUAAAUGGCAAUAUGUGGACCAGUUUGUGUCAGACUCUGGGGAAGGAAAGGGCAGUGUUGCUGGUCUUGCUUCUUCUGGAGGGAGAGACAAUAAAGAGAAGAAAGUCUUCAUUAGCUUGAUUGGUACAAAAGGCAUAGGAUGCAGUAUUUCCAGUGGUCCAACACAAAAACCAGGCAUUUUUAUCAGCAAUGUUAAGCCGAGUUCUCUUUCAGCAGAGGUGGGCUUAGAGGUCGGUGAUCAGAUUGUUGAGGUAAACGGAGUGGACUUUUCUAAUGUGGAUCAUAAAGAGGCUGUCAGAGUGCUCAAAAGUAGUCGUACUUUGACUAUCUCUGUGGUAGCAGGCGCUGGAAAGGAGCUGUUCAUGACUGAGGAAGAAAGGCAGAGAGAAGCACGUCUCCGUGAGCAAGAACGCCAGGAGUUAAUGCAUCAGAAGCGACUUGCGCUGGAGACUAACAAAAUCAUCAAAGAGCAGCAAAAGAAAGAGAGAUUAAGAAAACUGGAGAUUUCCCAGAAGACUGCAGAGGAAGAAGAGAGAUAUCGCAGAGAAAUAGAGCAGAUAACAGCAGAGGAAGAGAAAUUUAAAAAGGAGUGGGAAGAAGACUGGGGUCCUAAAGAACCUCCCAAAUCGCUAAAAACUGUAACUGCAGAAGUGCACUCUGCCCCUUGUUCCAAACACAAAAUAGAUUUAAAGGGAGUUGCACAUGACCAACUUGAAACAGAUGACAUGGAUGAAGUGAUCAUGAAGCAGGACAAACAGGGCUUCCAGAAAUAUUUGGAAGAUUUUGAUCCAUAUUCAAUGUUUACCCCAGAGCAGAUUAUGGGAAAAGAUGUACGGCUAUUACGAAUUAAAAAGGAAGGCUCAUUAGACCUUGCAGUCGAGGGAGGAAUUGAUUCUCCAAUUGGAAAGAUAGUCGUGUCUGCCAUCUAUGAGGGUGGUGCUGCAGACAAACAUGGAGGCAUAGUGAAAGGGGAUGAAAUACUAGCUGUAAAUGGCAAGAUAUUAAUUGACAGCAGGCUGGCAGAAGCACAGGCAACUCUAGCAAAAGCUUGGAACAUGGGUGGGGAUUGGAUUGACUUAGUCAUUGCGGCAUCACCUCCAAAGGAAUACAAUGAUGAAAUGACAUUUUUUUAAAGAAGGCUACACUGGAGAAAUGAAGUCUUUCCCCUGCAGAAACCUGCUGCUCUGUAAAUUAGUAGGAAAUCAAUAACCACAUGAAAUGCAUCUUUAUUUGAAAGAAAUGUGAGCAGACCUGUAAAUUGAACUAGAGACUUAAGAUUCUUCAGGUAAUUUGAGUAAUUUCAAAUCAUUCUAUAGACAUACAGCAAGAAAUUUUUUGGAAGAUCAUUGAGAAGGACUGCCAGUGAGCAUAGUUCAGUCUGUGAGAACUCAAUCUAUUUUUUGCUAUUUUGGGGGGGCCAAAUUUUGAAAAUUAUCUUCCCAUUUUCCUGGAAAUAGACACCAAAAUGACAAACUAAGAUAGAACACAGAUGUCUGUUCCCACAUGCAACGCUUGUGAUUACACGUUCACAGGCCAGUUUGGGUGCGAAAAGGAUUAUAUUUUUACUCUGUACGUAGUGAUUUUCCCUGGGUAAAUGGGAAUGUAUGUAGGUAACUUCUGUUCUCACUCGUAUUCUUGUAGCUCUCUUAAUGUCCAUUUCUGUUGCUCAGUUGUGAGUUGUUUUGAGUAUAAAAACCUUGCUGGUUGAAGAAUCAGUAAUACCAGGAAUGCUAGCAUUAUAAGGAAUAAUUUUGGUGAUGCUUAUACAGUAUAAAGAAUCUUCUCUACCAGCAAAGUAAAUAGCUAGCAAGUAGUCCAGAUAAAAUCAUUAUGUGUAGUCACAGUUAUACUACUAAGUAUUUGUACUGGUGACAAAAAUUACUCCCUCAUAUAGUCAUGGGUGGAAAAUUUGGGUGUGAUUCACAGUCUGCAGUUAUGUACUUUGUUCUCAGUGAGGCUAUAUACAUGACUAAACUGUAGAAAGUCACUAAAGUGUAACAUUUCACUCUUGGUGACUGUAUGUCUUCUGUUUGACUAAAUUCCUCAAGACCAUACAAUCUAUACUAACCCAGCUUUAAAUAAGUAUUAUUACAGUUAUAGACUUAGUAAUUUCUUUAUAUUAUCAAGAUACGUCCUUAGAAAUGUCAUUGUCUUCCUUCCUUCCUUGUAUCUGCCAGUUUGUAUUCUGGUUUUCAUAUUGUGUUUAGAUUUUUCUUACCUGGACUAAUGAGAGCUAGUUUAUAGUUCUUUGGCAUAUCAAAUUCCCACUGAAGUCUUGCCUUUUCAAGGUUUGGAAACCCUCCUUUCUGUAACACAGAAAAAUAAGAAUUACGUUUGUGAGACCUCUGUACUUAUACGGAGAUGAUUAAUUAUGUUGACUUUCUUCAUUUGCAGUAUUGUUCCAGUAUGCCAAUUAAUGUGUCUGACAGGGUACACAUGUUAGAAUGUUUAAAAUUUUAACUCUUACAACUAAUCCAG
Messenger RNA from Gymnogyps californianus (California condor), 3049 nucleotides. RefSeq names its product USH1 protein network component harmonin (gene USH1C). Gene Ontology annotation, biological process: inner ear auditory receptor cell differentiation; retinal cone cell development; sensory perception of sound. Gene Ontology annotation, cellular component: photoreceptor inner segment; stereocilia ankle link complex; stereocilium tip. The transcript has 21 exons. NCBI's taxonomy places the organism in Eukaryota, Metazoa, Chordata, Aves, Accipitriformes, Cathartidae. The record is from RefSeq and is a predicted model, not a curated record. Bases 1 to 1704 code for a protein of 567 amino acids. Gene Ontology annotation, molecular function: protein binding.